AUUAAACAUAUCCAGUGAAACAAUAAGUUUUUCUUCUAUUAAUGAAAUUGUGUAAUUAGUUGCGCAGUGUUCGUGUAGUUUCAACUGGGAUUAAAAAAUACGAUCGAAGGUCGUGUUUCAUCACAAUGGACGCAACAAUGGAAAACAAAAUGGGUCUACCUCCACCGUACGAGCCCACAGCGCCUGCUCCCGUACCACCACCAUCGUACUUCGGUGAUAACCCACCCCCACCAGCUGGCUUCGUUGCUCCAGUGGCACCACCACGAACCACAGUGAUUACCAACCAACCCACUAACCCCAGGCCGGUGAAACUGGGCCCAGGACCGACAGGAACGACUUGCCCCACGUGUAAUAAAUCGAUUGUGACCAGAGUUGACUACGUGCCCAACAAUAGAACGCAUAUUGUCUCUGCUGCUCUUUGUGUUCUCGCUGGUUGCUGCUGCGGUUGUUUUGUACCCUACUGCAUGAGGUCCUGUAAGACAGCAAACCACUACUGCCCAGCCUGUAAAGCCUUCGUUGGAAACUACCAGCCUUCGUGACUCCAUCCACUCUGAAAGUCCUCGGGCCUUCAUUCGGCGCCAAGUUUAUAAAUGCCGUAAUUUUCCCUUGUUUUACACAACUGCUAAUAAGUUUCAUUUGGACACUGAAAUGUCAUCGAGAAUGAAAGAAGUUGCAAAAAAUUACCUUAUUCCACAAUAUCUAACUCGAAAAAGAACGAAAAAUACUAAUUAAUAAUAACUCAAACGUAUCACAUCUACGACUCAGCUACAGAGGACGAUGGAGUACUUAGCACUUAGUGAUAUUCUAUUCUGCGUACUACUUCUUACUUCUACUUCUUACUGUUUCUUAU
Molecule: messenger RNA, 850 nt
Organism: Hyposmocoma kahamanoa
Lineage: Eukaryota; Metazoa; Arthropoda; Insecta; Lepidoptera; Cosmopterigidae
Product: lipopolysaccharide-induced tumor necrosis factor-alpha factor homolog
Exons: 3
Coding region: 126-539 (137 amino acids)
Molecular function (GO): zinc ion binding
Source: RefSeq, a predicted model, not a curated record